Molecule: messenger RNA, 2012 nt
Organism: Paramecium sonneborni
Lineage: Eukaryota; Ciliophora; Oligohymenophorea; Peniculida; Parameciidae
Source: the annotation of a GenBank genome assembly
AUGUAUUUUGAAUGUCCAUGCUCCUUUCGAAUGGAAUUAGAACAUCAACAUCAAAUAAUUUAGCAUAUAGAUUUUUGUUAACAAUUUAAUACGGACAGUCCUUUAUGCAAUAUGUAUAAGAGAAGCAAUGUUGAUGAGAUACCAAUUGAACAAUUAGUUACUUUUUUAUAUGAUUUAAAAUUAUAAGUAGAAAGAAUAGAAAAUGUUUUAAAAAGACGUAUAAUUCUUCUAUAAUAUUUAAAUAGGCAGCUAUAAAAAUUAAACAAAGUCAAUUAUUAAUGAUCUAAAUUUUGAUCAUUAUGCUAAAUAUACAUCAAAUUCCAAAAUAAAAUUAAAUAGUUCUCAAGUAAAGAAUAAUGGAGUUACAUUCAGAAUUAAUACAAACAAUAUAUCUGGUCUAAAAUAGAAAAAUUAAAUAGUAGAAGAAAUUUAAAAUAAUUAAUUACCUCCUACCUCAACUCUCUCACCUGAAAAAUUAGAAAAUGAGUAAGACAAAAAUAACAAUAUCAUUUAUUAAUCAAAUAUAUUAAUAGAAGAACCAUAAAAAAAACUUAGUUUAUAACAAGAAGAUUAAAAAGUAGCAUGUGAAGGUUGUAGAAAACCUUUUUAUUUUAAUUAAGAUUUUGAAAAAUUAUGGUUUUUAGAAGAGUGUUCACAUGUAAUUUGUAAAUAAUGUAUUUUACGUAUGGCAUAGGAAAAAUAUAUUGAUAAUGAUGGUAAAAUUAUGUGUCAAGAAAUUGGAUGUAUAGCUAGAAUUAAUUAAUUUGAAUUAAAAUAAAUAUUAGGUAAUGAUAAAUUUAAUGAUUUGGAUAAAAAACUAGCACUUAAAAAUUAAAAUAUAGUUGAAUGCAUAAAAUGUAAAUCAUAAUUCUCUUUUGAAAAAGGGAAUCCAUAAGAAUAAGUUAAAGAUUAGUAAGGUAAAAGUAUUAAUGGUGAGGCAUUAAUAAGUUAUGCUAAUAAUAGAUUUAUAUGUAAAUAAUGUAAAACAGAAUAAUGUAGAUAAUGCAAUGCUACUCCUUUUCAUAUAGGAAUGACAUGUUAAUAACAUAAAAUUAAUUUAAAAGCAAAUAAAUGUAUUCUUUGUGAUUUUCCUUGUGAUGGAAAAGUUUGUAAUUAAGAAGAUUGCUAAAACAGAAUAAAAAGAUUAUGUUAGAAAACUUUAAAUUGUGGUCAUUCUUGUAAUGGAGUUUAGGGUGAAGAAUGUUUUUGUUUGCUUUGUUCUAAUUAAGAUCCAGAUAAUUAUUGUAAUAUGUGUUUUACUGAAGCUUUAAAAAGUGCACCAUGCAUUAAAAUAGAAUGUGGUCAUAUAUUUCAUGAAGAAUGUAUUAUGAAAAAAUUAGAUGCUAAAUGGAAUGGUCCUAGAAUUUUUUUUCAAUUUUGUUCAUGUCCUUUAUGUAAGAAAUGGUUGAAUGUUAAACAUAAAGAAAUAGAAACAAGAUUAAAUUAGAUUCUGAAAUUAAAAUUAUAAGUAAUGGAUUUAUGUUUAGAAAGAUUAGAAAUAGAAGGAUUGAAAUAAGCUAAAGAAUUAACAGAUCCUAAAAGUUAAUUUUAUUAAAACCCUCAAGAAUUUGCAAUGGAUAAAUUUUGUUUUUAUGAAUGUUUUAAUUGUAAAAAACCUUAUUUUGGAGGUAUAAAGAAUUGUUAAGCAAUUGAUUAAAACAAUGAUAGAGCUUAAUUUAAAAAGGAAGAUUUAAUAUGUUCAAGUUGUUGUCCAAUUUCAUUUGAAGCUAAUUGUAAUAAACAUGGUGAUAAAUAUAUUGAAUUUAAAUGUCGAUUCUGUUGUUCUGUUGCUGUAUGGUUUUGUGGGUAUAUUUAAAAGAUAUAUUUUUAGAGGAACAACUCAUUACUGUGAACCAUGUCAUAGUGGAAGAAAUCCUAAUAUGAAUAAGCCUUGUCCUGGACCAGAAAAAUGUCCAUUACGUGUUAAUCAUAAACCAAAUGGUCAGGAAAAUGCUUUAGGAUGUGCACUUUGCCGUUCUUAAAGGUUUGAUGAUUUAAUUAAAAAAAACUGA